AUGUCGUCGUUACCUGUACGUCGUGGGUGUAUCAUGGGUGUUCGGUUUUACCCAACUGAAGCAGAGUUGAUCAACUUUCUGAAAAGGUUCCUAAAGAGCAAGCCUUUGCCGAGUGAAUGCCCUAAUUUCCAACUUGCCGAUAUCUAUGGAGACCAACCACCAUGGGAGAUAUUUAGAGCUAAUUCUGAUCAUCCCGAAGAGAAGGUUCGCUAUUUUUUUACUCGGUUGAAGAAACAGAAGAGCGAACAUACAAGGGUUCGUCGAACUUGUGCCAACGGGACAUGGAAAGUCCAAACCAAGGGUUUUCCUAUCAAGAAUGGCAAGGGAACAGUGGUUGGGUUUAGAAGAAGUUUCAAGUUUCAAAGUAGUAGUACUAAAGAAGGAGAGAACAAUAAAAUUUGGCUGAUGAAAGAAUAUUUCGUGGGAGAUGAUUUCUUCAUAGAAAACAACAUUCCUAAAGAGGAUAUUGUAGUGUGCCGAAUCAAGAAGAAUACAAGAUCAGAGAAAAAUCAUGGGGCAAAUAUGGAGGAACAAUAUGUUGCCAACAACGUGAUCGAAGCUAUGUUGCAUGGACCUGAUGAAGAUUACUGCGCAACAGUACAACCAGCAAUAAUUUGUCAAGCAAUGAACGAACAUAACAAUAGCAGCUAUAUUAAUGACUGCUCCAACUACCAAGAAGAGAUCAAUUGGGCUGAUGGUGUGCUCGUAGAUAUCGACAAUUUUGGUAAAUUGUGGAACCAGAACGCAGGGAAGGAGAGCAGCAAUCAGUUAACAAAUUUAGUGAAUGAAGUUUACUCAAUAGAGCUUAUAGAAAAGUAG
Molecule: messenger RNA, 819 nt
Organism: Nicotiana tabacum (common tobacco)
Lineage: Eukaryota; Viridiplantae; Streptophyta; Magnoliopsida; Solanales; Solanaceae
Product: NAC domain-containing protein 90-like
Biological process (GO): regulation of DNA-templated transcription
Molecular function (GO): DNA binding
Source: RefSeq, a predicted model, not a curated record